GGGGAGAGGGGAGGGGGAGUGAAGGAAGGGAGAGAGCAAUGUGGCACGGGGCAAAGAGUACCUAAACAAAGAACGAAGGAAAGAUAAACCCAAGCCCAAGCGAACGCAGUCGCGUUGUUUUAGUAUAAACACAGAGUUGGUUAUACAUAAACGGUGAAACGGCACUAUGAGUAUGAAAGUAAUAAAAAUAGGGCGAAAGCUGUAUCCCGUAUUUGUUUAUUUUGGUUUAUUUAGGUUAAUAAUAUUGUUAUUAAAUUGACGUAUUUAUUUGGUUUAUUAAAGUUUUAAAUAACAUAGUGUGUAAGAGACGGAGUCAACCAUGGACACAGACCACAAUUCACAACUUUUUGAAAGAAACUUUUCUCAGUGAUCUGAAAAAAUCGAUUGUUUAUUCGAAAUUGGCAAGUUCAUUCGGAAGUUUUCUAUGGUAAGUAUUUUUUUAUGCCCGAGAAAUGUUUCUUUUAGAAAGUUGUUGAAAUGAUAAUCUGAGUCCAUGGUAUUAGUUUUAGGGAUCCCUUCCCUUUCACCGUAAAAUAGGGUUGCCAACCUCAAAUUUAAAAAACCAGGAUUUGAAGUUGGAAAAACCAGGACAAUUCCGUUUUUUAAACAGGACGCAUAAAUAGAGUUGCGAUAGUUAAAUAAAUAUCUAGUGAAAACAGGCGAAAUGAAAUUCAAGUAAUUAAAAUAAUCACAUGUAGCGUAAAAAUUUGAGAAGAGGCGCACGAAGUUUAUAAAUUUAAAAACCCUGGACGCUGCUUAAAAUCUAUUCAGGACGCCCCAGGACACUACAAAAACUAGGACAUGUCCUGGGAAAACAGGACGGUUGGCAACCCUACCGUAAAAGAAAUUUAAGUUUUUUGGAAGUUGUAUAUACUCUGUUUUUAUUUUCAUUUUUGUCCACUAUUACAACUUUGCUUGCAGUUAGAAUUGCCCAUAGUUCAUGCAUUAUCAAAGCGGCGCAACAGCAAAAUACAACUUUUUGUUACCAACUUUUUUUGCUAUUGUUUUUAAUUAAUUAACUUUAGGCUGUUAAAUGCAAUCAAAGUUGAUAGUCAUGGCAAAAUAAAAAAAAAUGGUUGAAUUACUUCAAAGGAAUAAAAAUAUGUGAGUGUAUCAAUGUUCAAUUUACAGAACUCAAAUCGCAAGAUGCAGAUAUGACGGUUACGUUACUUGAUGAUGAUAUGAUGCUAGGAGAUUAUAGGAGCGUAGCGCAUGAAGUUACUGAAUCUUCAACACUUGAUCAAUUAAAUGUAAAAAAGUUAAACAAUGUGAGAAAAAGUUUAAAUUUUAAUAAUCUGGAACCGCCAAUAGAUAUAUCCUUAGAAAAUUUUAGUAUCAAUGAAAGUGGAUUAACAUCAUAUUUAACAGAAAAUAUACCCUUCUCCUUUGAUUCUCUUCGAGAACUCGAUGGUGAUGAGAAUAACGAGCUACCUUACUCACUGCAAGAAAACGUUGAAGACGAUUGUGAAAUCAACAAGGCUCAACCGGAUGAGACGACGGAAAAAAAUGAAAGUCACCAGUCUGAUUUUUCACCAACCGAUGGUUCUGAUUUUGAUCCUGGCAAUAUUUCCAUGCACGAUGAAGAAUAUGGUACAGAAAUGGAAUUUUAUGUAAGAGGAACCAAAAAACGGCUUAAAAAUAAAAGUGAAAAGCAAUUUAAGAAAUUCAGUAAAGAACAUAAAGAGUUAUUAAAAAGCAGUUCAAAUGAUAUCCCCGAAGAAACUAAUUCACCAAAAACUCAAAAGCAAUUACAUAUGAAAUAUGAAGACGUUGAAGAAAAUAAAUGUCAAAAUAAAUUUGGAAAUAGUAAACGUACAUGGACACGUAGAAAUGCUUGUUUUUAUUGCCAGCAAGUUGUGACUAACUUCACAAGGCAUCUUUUACGGAACCAUCAAAGCGAAUUUGAAGUAAUUGAAUAUAAAUCUAUUAAAGAUGAGGAUCCAAAAAUACGUAAAAUGAAACGUCAAGAAGUUUCAGAUAAGAUCAGAAACAAAGGCAACUUUUUGCACAAUUCUAAGGUAUGUUUUGACAGAGAUGGAUCAAUGACAUUAAUACCCGCUAAAAGGAGAGACAUGACAUCAAGCCCUUCAAGCUUUGCAACAUGUAAGAAUUGUUUAGGGAUAUUUAAACGCUCUACCUUUUUUAGACAUUUUAAGAAAUGUGGGACAAACACAUGUGAAGGCAGAGUUCUUACGAAGAACAGCAUAACGAUAAUACCAAAUACGGAGACAGCAUCUGAAGAGCUUAAAAAAAAGAUAUUACCUCACUUGCGUUCGGAUGAAACUGCUUUGGUGGUGAAGAAUGAUCGACUAAUCUUGGCUUAUGGGACACGAUUAUUAAAAAAAAAGAAAGAACGUCGAAGCCGUAAAGCAAUAUGCUCGAAGAUGAGGGAUUUGGCAACCUUAUUGGUGUUAAUUCGUAAACACGAUUGUUCUAUUACAACAUUAACAGAUGCUUUAGAUCCGGAAAAGUACGAAGUCUUUAUUGCAUCCAUAAAAGAAAUGUGUGGAUUCAAUGAAGAUACAGGUCAAGUGAGGGUUCCAAGUAUUCCAGCUAGAAUAUUACCAGCGGUGCUCGGCUGUGUAGAUAUUUUAUACACGCAGUCUAUAAUGAGCUCUGAGUCGACAGCUUUUAAAGAACUUUAUAAAAAGAAACUAGAUGACUUCAAACAACUUGUAACUAUCAAUUGGCAGUGGGAAGUAUCCUCUAACGCAGAAAAAACCAAGAAGCGCCGACACAUGAUAAAAGAGAAUGUUCUGCCUUUAGAAGACGAUAUUAGAACAGUGAUGGAAACCAUAGUCAAGUUAGAAGGCAAAUAUGCACGAAAAUUGAAAAUUGAUUGUAACGUCAUUAACUAUGAGUCUUUAUGCACUGUGACUAUAGCUCACAUCAUUAUGCUAGAUAGAAAACGUGCUGGAGAUGUAGCUGAGGCAGAGCUCACAUUUUAUAUCAACAGAAGAAAUGAAGAAAUUCCUGAAGAAGUUCUAAAAACAUUAACUCCUGAUCAAAGAAAAUCAAUUAAGACUUUAGACGUUUUCCAAAUCCCCGGAAAGAGAACACGUUCGGUGCCAAUACUACUUACGAAAACCAUGAAGGAAAAUAUAGACCUUAUAAUAGCCUGUCGCGAUGAUUUAAAAAUUCCGAAUACCUAUGCGCUGCUUUUUGCAAGACCGUUUACAGAUGAACCUUUUAAUGGAGGAAAAUGUUUAGAUAAAAUAAAAGAACUCUGUAAUUUAAAACGACCUGAAAUGAUUACUUCAACUGGUAUGAGACAUCAUAUAGCGACUAUGUCUCAAUUGCAUUCAACACAAAAUGACAAAUACACAGAACAUUUAGCUGGAUUUUUGGGGCAUGACAUUGCUGUGCAUGCCAAAAAUUACAGAUUACCAUUACAAGUGUUGCAAAAAGCAGUGGUUGGUUCCCAGCUCAUGAAAUACGAACCUCAUCGAAACAGAUCACCACCUCAAAUUAUUAACACCGAAAAGCAAAUUAUGGUUCCUAGAGGAGAAUAUUCCGAAGAACCAGUUCAGUCAAAUGGGGAGGCUACAGAAAACAGUGAAUUUGCUAAAGAAAACGAUAGAGUAGAUUCGGAAGUCAAUUCAGAAGAUGAAAAUUUAAAAGAUAAUAAAGAAAAAUCGGUAAAAGAAGAAAACAAACAUGAUGAUAAAAAAUCAGAAGAAAAAGAUGAUAGAGUAGAAUCGAAAGAAAACCAUGAAGAAAAAUCAGAAGAAAAAAACCAAGAAGACAUGCCGGAAGAGCUUAUUAUUUCUAAAUUGAAUAAAAAAUUGACGAAAAUAAAUUUCCAUAAUAAUCAGAAGUAUGGUAGUAACAUUCAAACAAGAUUCAAAAGGAGGAAUGUUGACCAGACGGAAACCAAAGAGAAGAUUAAUAAAAAAGAAACGAAAUCAAAAAAAACACAACUAGACUCACUUUCUACCAAUGAAGACCUCAAUGAUGAAAUCUGUGAAAAUCCAAUACAGAAGAAAACCAAAAAACGUUCAUUACAGGACAGUGACAAAGAUAUUGACCAGACGGAAACUAAAAAGAAAAACCCAAAAACAAUAAAGAAACAAAAGAAAGCACGAGUAUACGUAUCUUCUUCAAGUGAAGAAGACUGUGAGAAACUAAUACAGAAGAAGACCAGAAAACAUCCAUUACAAGAUAGUGAUGAAGAAAUUAUAGUGCGAAGAAGAAAAAAGACACAUAGGUUUUGGUCAGAUGAAGAAAUCAAGGCUGUGAAGUUUUAUUUUAAAGAGUACAUUAAAAAGAAGAUAAACCCUGGAAAGGCUAAAUGUUUGGAAGUGCUCAAAAAAGCACCAGCUUUGCAAAGAAGAACAUGGAUGCAACUUAAUUCAUACGUUAAUAAUAUUUACAAAAACAAAUAAAUAUGUUGUCGUUAAAAGUAUAUUUUUUGUGAUUUUGUGGUACUAAUAUACCAACAUUUUUAUUUCUUUCCACGAAACAAUUAUGGUUUAUUAUAAUUACCAGUUAAGAAGAUGUUUUAAUUCCUAUAUUGCAAUCAAGAAGAAUUUCAAGUCCCUUUGUUCAAUGUUAUUUUAACAGGUAUAGUUUUUUUGUAAUUUUCUUGAUAAAUUCAGAAAAACUACACUAACGCUUGCUAUUAUAGGGUACGGAACUAAUAGGCAUUCGUGGUUUUUAAUGAUUUUUGUAAAAGUUGGGAAUCUUCAGUAGUUUAGUAAAAAUAGAUUAAAAACCACAAAAACCAUGCUAGCAAGCACUUACUUUAUCAAUAACAAUUUUACAUUUUUUGAGAUCUUUAAUAUUUACAACCCUUGGAUUUGUUAUACCUUAAGAAAUUUUUGAUUUUUUUUUGAUAAUUUUGAAUUUUUAUAUUAAUAUUAUAAAGAGGAAAUAUUUUUUUGUUUGUUUGGGGUAUAUGCUGUCGCGGACUAUUUUAUAGAACUUUAAGUUAAAACAAGUUUUUUUUUUAUGGAAGGUUUAAAAUUAUGUUAAGAAAUAUAUUGUGUAUCAUACAAAACACAAUACAUUACUUUAUAUAUUGCCUGAGACCAAAACCUAUAAUCUACCUACACUACAGCUCUACACCGAAGCGAAGCGAGGGCGGUCCACUAGUAUAUUACUAUUUUAGAGUCUAAUAUAUUGUUACCAAUUAGUAAAUUAAGUUCAUGUUACAUUUUCUUUCGAGCAUUGUAACAUCGUUCCACAAAUUGAUUUCCUUCGAAUUAUAUUACAAAGAUUUAAUAAUAGUGUAAUAUUAAAGAAGUAUUUUAGAAGAGUAAUUUUUUGUUAAUAGAGAAACCUCUAAUUUUCAAUUUUUUAAGUUAAUUUAUUUGCCAUGUAAUUAUUAUACAGAGUGUAAUGAAGACAAAGCAUACGCUGUAUGAGGAUGUCUGGUACUUAAUGCUAAUUUGUAAACCUUUUUAAAAUUAAUAAAUUAAAAAGAAUUUUAUUUUUAUACAUUUGUUGUUAUAAUUUUACCAAUUACUCCAACAAGCCAUUGCAAUCAACUAAAUUACGAACCAUCCAACCAGGGGGCCAAUCGCCUAACGGGAUUGCUAUGGCUAUCACUUUCGCU
Molecule: messenger RNA, 5557 nt
Organism: Chilo suppressalis (striped riceborer)
Lineage: Eukaryota; Metazoa; Arthropoda; Insecta; Lepidoptera; Crambidae
Source: the annotation of a GenBank genome assembly